AUACUUUUCAUAAACCUAACAAUUUUAUACAAUACAAGUCACAUAAAAUAAUGUAAAUCUAAACACGCUGCGAACAAUAAAUCGAAAUCAUAAACAAUAUUCAGAAAUUGAAAUCGGAUAUUUCCAUUGUUUCUUCGGUACAAAUCAAGAAAAUUAAAGAGGGUACUAUGAGCAUUACGAGCAAAUCUAACCAUUUAAAGUGUGACCCAUGUCAGCCAAGACCACCAUGUAUAACAAGUCUAUCAAACCUCAAAUCAAAACCAAUAUCAGAUCUUAAGCGCUCAGAAUUACAGUCAUCAUCAUCGAUAUGUUCACAGAAAAGUGAAUCUAGACCAAACACAACAUCCAAAUCACAAAGCAAGUUAGAUGCUUUGAUUCCUGAGCCAGAGGCACAGCAGUCAACAGCACCAUAUCCAUCAAACGUUAACUCAGAAACAAAACCAGAUCUUAAGCGCAUUAAAUCAAAGCCAUCAACAUUGAUACAAUCCCAAGAUUAUGAAUCUAAACCAAGCACAACAUCAAAAUCACCCAGAAAUCAUCAACCAGUUCCACUAGCUUCAGCUCCGUCAUCAUUAAGCUUGCAAAGCGUUUCAAGCCAACUUGAUAGCCUAAUGCAUAUGGACAAAUCGACAAAGUCAUUGCUAAAGAGUGCUUUGCUGUUUGUUAUUGGUGUUUCACUAGCCAGAAAUAUGCGAUUUAUUGUUGAUAGUUUGAAUAUUAUGAAAUAAAAAGACGUUUCUUCAAUUUA
Molecule: messenger RNA, 748 nt
Organism: Eupeodes corollae
Lineage: Eukaryota; Metazoa; Arthropoda; Insecta; Diptera; Syrphidae
Exons: 2
Coding region: 168-728 (186 amino acids)
Source: RefSeq, a predicted model, not a curated record